AUGCACUUCGCACACGAUAGGGUCUCAAACUACUCAUUAAAAAGAGCAAGCAACCAUUUGCAAGAAGUAAUUUACAUAAUGGUUGACGCCAAACGUGUCAAGCUAAGCGGCAGAGAAGUGCGAGACGGCGACAUGUUCACGAACCCCUGGUACGGCGUCGCUGCGCAAAUCCCAUCCAGCAGUGAGGCUAAUGAGUCGCAUGACUCGGAAGUCGUUCGGGAACAUUUGGAGUCCAUUCAGGCCAAGCUCAAACCCGGCUGGACUGUGAACGUAUCCAAAGAAGGAAGGUUCUUCUAUUGCAAGUGA
Molecule: messenger RNA, 306 nt
Organism: Notodromas monacha
Lineage: Eukaryota; Metazoa; Arthropoda; Ostracoda; Podocopida; Cyprididae
Source: the annotation of a GenBank genome assembly